AUGUGGAGCUAUAUGGCUAUUUUCUCUAUGCUCUACCUUAAAUUUCCUCCGUUUCCCACAUUUGUUGAAGGUGGGGUUGUGGGUGGUAUGGCUGAAUGCCUAGGCCCACUACCUGAGAAGUGGAAAGGUCUUUACACACACCCCGGCGGACUCGAUUCAUGGUAUGAUCAGUCUCAAUCUCCUGAUCCAGAACAUAUCAUUGCCGAGAAAAUCGCGUAUUUCCGUCCCGAUGCUGAUCUGACCGAGCGGCAACUUGUGGAAUCCGUCAUGUUGAAAGUCUUUAUCUAUGAGCCGGAAAAACGGCUGACGGCAAAGGAACUCUUACUAGACCCUUCAUUCAGGGCCAUCAUGGAGCGUUAUGUAUCCAUGGAUGUUGUAGCAAAAUACGAGCACAAUGAUGCAAAUGAUGCAAAUGAUGCAAAUAGU
Penicillium verrucosum is the source of this 426-nucleotide messenger RNA. RefSeq lists its product as uncharacterized. The record is from RefSeq and is a predicted model, not a curated record. NCBI's taxonomy places the organism in Eukaryota, Fungi, Ascomycota, Eurotiomycetes, Eurotiales, Aspergillaceae. The annotation marks the transcript as partial. The transcript has 2 exons.